AUGACGACAGCUUCAAGUUUACAAAUACAGUUAAAUUCUAUUAAAAUGCGUAAUGGUGAGGAUGUAAAUGAUUAUUGUCAUAGAGUAGAAAAAUUAUAUUAUAAAUUAUGCACUGCAUGUACACUUAACAAAGAAGAAUCGGAAGCUAGACUAAUACAUGAAACUUUAAAAGAACAAACACUAAAUAUUUUUAUAAAAGGAUUAAUAACUCCAAUAAGAACAAUUGUAAAAGCACGUAAUCCUAAAACUUUAGAGGUAGCUAAGCGAUUGGCUAAAGCUGAGGAGGUAGAGUAUAAUACAGAGAGAGAAAAUUCUAGAUAUAGAAACGAUUUUUCUAAUAAUAAAGACCUAGAACUGGUGUUAAAAAACCUAAAUCCGUUACUAAUAAGUUUAUUUUGA
Melanaphis sacchari is the source of this 399-nucleotide messenger RNA. RefSeq lists its product as uncharacterized. NCBI's taxonomy places the organism in Eukaryota, Metazoa, Arthropoda, Insecta, Hemiptera, Aphididae. The transcript is spliced from 2 exons. Bases 1 to 399 code for a protein of 132 amino acids. The record is from RefSeq and is a predicted model, not a curated record.